UCUACUUGAUCCUUCUUCUUUUUGGGCUUCGAAGCAAAUGCAAGUGUUAUUUGAUUGAUUGCCUCUGAAAUUUGAAAGUUUUGUCCUCAUUUCGCAUUUCUGUACUUCCUUUCUUCUGUGCUUUGUUCACUAGGGUUCCUUUCGACUGAGUUUCUGCUUCAUUUUUCCAGAUUCUAUCUAAAAAACAGGUUGUUUAGAGUGGUGGGAAACCGAUUUGCGUAAUGGGCUUGCAACUGUUUCUGCGUUGGUUGAGGAAGUUGAACGAGCCAUGUGUGAGUUGGGUUCGAAUUUCUUCUACGAUUGUUGUUUUCGGUUCUCCAUUAUAAUUAGGUUUCUCUCUCAUGGUUUCAUUGAUGUUUGUUUGGUUUAGGAUCUGCUGUAUCUGCGAAGUGCUGUUAAGUUUGUAUUGCGUUGAUGAACCACUGAGUUGUGAAUGAGAUUGUUAUCCUCCUCUUCGGUUUCGUUGGUACUGCUAGAUUAGUUUGAAACAAUGGUUUUUGAUGCCAAUAUUGCUGUGUAGCAGUGCUCGUUGAUUGGAGAAGCAGGACAGAUUCCCAUUGGAUCUAUAAGAAUUUUGAAUUGAUUCUAUUGGCAAAAUGAUCGUUGUGUUUUCCACUGAAUCCCGGAGUUACAUUGGUUGAUUGGUGGGGGAGUUUGGUUUGAUUGUCCAUAUUUUCUUUGGGAAUGUAUUGGCGGGUUUCUUUGCUCGUGGGAUUUUGUUCAUUUUCAGUUUAUGAGUUGCGAAAUGCCAGUUUUGAAGGUUUAUUAGUGGGGUUUCUGGAUAUCCUGUGAAUGGUUGCAGUUUUCUGAAGGGUUUCUGAGGAUGAGGAGAGCCAAAAGCGAUUCUGCCUUUGGGAGGAGGUUAAAAUUGCCUUAUUUUUUGCUGGCUAUAGCGGCAUUGUACUUGUUUUUUAUAGCCUUCAAGUUCCCUCAGUUGUUAGAGAUUGCUUCUGUGUUCAGUGGGGAUGACAGUUUUGUCGGUCUGGAUGGAUCAGCAGUGGGUGAGGAAGAUGGGGAUAUCAGCAAACCCUUCUUUAGUUCUUUUUACAAGGAUACUUCUAAUAGAAAAUUGGAAGAUAACGAGUACCUGAAUGCACCACUAAUGCCUCAUAAGGAACCAUUUCGAAACGAGACCGGCAAAGCUCCAUCUGUCAAGCCACGUCAGCUGAACUAUAGUCGGAUAAUAGGUGCUGUUUGGAGGCAAAGGAAUAAGACAAUGGAUCAGUCUCUGCUGGAGAGAAUGGCUGACGAGGCAUGGACUCUAGGACAGAAAGCGUGGGCAGAAGUAGGAAAAAUGGAUACCAAAGAAGUUAAUCCAGGUUCUGUACCUGAGGGGAAACCAGAGUUAUGUCCUUCAUCUAUAUCUGUGAGUGGAGAAGAACUUGAGAGGGGGGACAAUGUUAUGUUUCUUCCUUGUGGUCUUGCAGCAGGCUCUUCUAUAACAGUGGUGGGGACACCCCAUGCUGCUCAUCAGGAGAUUAUACCUCAGCUUGCUAGAUUGAGACGUAGGAAUUCUAUGGUAUGGGUUUCACAGUUUGUGGUUGAAUUGCAAGGGCUCAAGGCAGUGGAUGGGGAGGAUCCACCAAAAAUUCUGCAUUUGAAUCCACGGUUGAAAGGAGACUGGAGCCUUUGGCCAGUCAUUGAACACAAUACAUGCUAUAGGAUGCAUUGGGGUGUGCCUCAAAGGUGUAAUGGUUUAUCAUUAGGCAACAAUGAUGAUAUGUUGGUUGAUGGAUUUGGGAGAUGUGAGAGAUGGAUGCGGAAUGAUAUUGCAGAUACAAAAGAGUCCAAGACAAGUUCUUGGUUCAAGCGAUUCAUAGGACGUAGACAAAGGCCGGAAGUUACCUGGUCUUUUCCUUUUGCGGAGGGUAGCAUUUUUAUCCUGACUAUCCGAGCUGGCGUGGGAGGAUUUCAGAUCAAUGUUGGUGGCCACCAUGUAUCUUCAUUCCCUUAUCGAAUGGGAUUUACUCUUGAAGAUGCAACAGGAUUAGCAAUUAAAGGUGAUGUGGAUGUGCAUUCAGUGUAUGCAACUUCUCUUCCUAAAUCUCAUCCAAGUUUCUCCCUCCAGCAAUUCUUGGAAAUGUCAGAGAAGUGGAAGGCCCAUCCUUUGCCCGAAAGUCACCUACAACUUUUUAUUGGGAUUCUUUCUGCUUCGAAUCACUUUGCAGAGCGCAUGGCAGUUAGAAAAACCUGGAUGCAAUCAUCUGAAAUCAAGUCCUCAAACAUAGUGGCUCGUUUCUUUGUAGCAUUGCAUCCAAGGAAGGAGGUGAAUGCAUUGCUGAAGAAGGAAGCAUCUUACUUUGGUGAUAUUGUGAUUUUGCCAUUUAUGGAUCGGUACGAACUUGUCGUUCUUAAAACUAUCGCCAUCUGUGAGUAUGGGGUUAAGAACUUGACUGCUGCAUACAUCAUGAAAUGUGACGAUGAUACCUUUAUUAGGGUGGACGCUGUAUUAAAUGAAAUUAAGGCCAUCUCUCCCAAGAAGUCCCUAUAUAUGGGCAAUCUGAACCUUUUUCAUAGGCCUCUUAGAAAGGGUAAAUGGGGAGUUACUUUCAAGGAGUGGCCAGAAGAUUUAUAUCCUCCUUAUGCCAAUGGACCUGGAUACAUUAUUUCAAGUGAUAUUGCAAGAUUUAUUGUCUCUCAACAUGCCAAUCAAAGCUUAAGGUUGUUCAAGAUGGAGGAUGUCAGCAUGGGAUUGUGGGUUGGGCAAUUCAACAGCACCAGAACCGUCCAGUAUUCCCAUAACUGGAAAUUUUGUCAGUAUGGGUGUUUGCGGAACUACUACACUGCGCAUUACCAGUCGCCCAUACAGAUGAUCUGUUUAUGGGAUAAGUUGUCCAGAGGCCGGGCCAACUGUUGUAACUAUAGAUGACAAUGAGUAGCUGUGAUCAUUGGAGGCUCCCGUAGCACGAUUUAUUUGCCUUCGAAUAUUUUUACACUCAAAUCAAUUCUGUAGAUCAUUGUAACAUUACCCGGUAAUUUUGGUCCUCAUCUCCUUGCUUUAGAGAUACCAGUGAGAAUCUUUCAUUUGUUGGAAAAGAGCAUUGUAUUUAGUAAGUGUUGAGUCACAGCUAAAGCAUUAGGUUCUGGCUUAUCUUCAAUAUAGGCCAAAUUGUACAAGUAUACUGUAUAUUUUUUCAUGACAGUUUAAAUUCAAAACUAAUUGUUGAGUGAUCAGUGAGAACUACCAAAAUGUUAUUCCAUUCUUGAGUUCUAUGUUGAUUACAUGAAACUGAUAUUUCUGCCAUUUUCAGUAUAAUUGCAUUUUGCUGGCAAACAAGAACUAUGCUUACUCUAAUG
Molecule: messenger RNA, 3297 nt
Organism: Telopea speciosissima
Lineage: Eukaryota; Viridiplantae; Streptophyta; Magnoliopsida; Proteales; Proteaceae
Product: hydroxyproline O-galactosyltransferase GALT2-like
Exons: 7
Coding region: 824-2869 (681 amino acids)
Cellular component (GO): Golgi membrane
Molecular function (GO): carbohydrate binding; galactosyltransferase activity
Source: RefSeq, a predicted model, not a curated record